GCUUGGACAAAAUGGACAGAGGAAACACCCCUAGAACUAUUGGAUCCUGACAUAGGAGGACCUUAUUCCCGUGAAGAAGUCAUCAAAUCUAUCCACAUCGGUUUGUUGUGUGUUCAGGAAGAUCCAAACGAUAGACCUACAAUGGCAACAGUUGUGUUUUACCUCAACAGCCCUUCAAUCAACUUACCUCCCCCUAAUGAACCAGGAUAUUUUAAGCGUAAUAGAAAAGAAGACAAGACGACGGCCAACAAAGAAUUGCACAAUAUCAGUGAUUCCAUCAACGAAAUUUCUCUAACUAAAUUCUUUCCUCGUUGA
This is a messenger RNA of Sphenostylis stenocarpa, 315 nucleotides long. The record is from the annotation of a GenBank genome assembly. NCBI's taxonomy places the organism in Eukaryota, Viridiplantae, Streptophyta, Magnoliopsida, Fabales, Fabaceae.